AUGGAUCCUGAAUUUGUGAGAACCAUCGAAGGUAUCAGCAACACAGAGCAACUGGACUUCUCUGCAGCCACGAUUUUUGCCCUAGACUGCCGAGAUCAACCUUCUAUCUUCCCUCGACGAACUCAGGUAAGCUCAGUUGGGGUUACUAGUGCCCGCACAUCUGUGAGUGAUCGGGUUAAAACCCUUCUCCAAGAUAUUAAAAAGGCAACAACCAAACCUGUAGCAGUUGGCUUUGGCAUAUCCACUCCUGAGCAUGUGAAACAGGUUGCAGGAUGGGGAGCCGAUGGUGUGCUUGUUGGGAGUGCCAUGGUGAAGCUGUUGGCUGAAGCAAAAUCCCCGGAGGAAGGUUUGAAGGAAUUAGAAAUUUUAACUAAAAUGUACUGCUACUGA
Carya illinoinensis is the source of this 390-nucleotide messenger RNA. Its product is annotated as tryptophan synthase alpha chain, chloroplastic-like. Gene Ontology annotation, molecular function: tryptophan synthase activity. Lineage: Eukaryota; Viridiplantae; Streptophyta; Magnoliopsida; Fagales; Juglandaceae. The transcript has 5 exons. Gene Ontology annotation, cellular component: cytosol; chloroplast. The coding region runs from base 1 to 390 and encodes 129 amino acids. Gene Ontology annotation, biological process: L-tryptophan biosynthetic process. The record is from RefSeq and is a predicted model, not a curated record.